GGAAGGGCCGCAGAAAUGUCAAACUACUUCACUUGACGCAAGAUGGAUUUUCUCUCUCUCUCAUCAAUUUUAUACUUAUUGUUGUAGCAUUUUUUAAUUAGCUGUCCUCUGUAUUGCUUCACGGCUCUCGAAACACAACAAUGGACUCAGAAAUUAUGGAGAUAAUAGAGGAAUUCAUGGGAAGUGCGUUGGCGCAAUGGGUUCAGCUGUUUGAGAAGAUGGUGGAGAGGGAGAAUGGCGUCCCGCUCCACAGCCAGUACAUGGAACUAAACUCAAGUUCUCAGAGCGCCCGGGAUCGUUACAUGAGGCUGACCAAUGGGAUUUUCCUCAAUGAGAUCAUGAGAGUCAUAGACCCAAACCCCAAGGUGGAGCGACUGUACGACAGUGAGAGAGACGAUCACAUGCUGAGGGUCCAGAACUUUUCUAUUUUAAAUCGACACAUCAGAGCCUUCUACCAGGAAGACCUGCAGCAGUUGAUACUGAUGCCUCUCCCAAACGUCGCCAUUCUGGGGCAGGACCCCCUAACAGAGGCAGCCGUGGAGGAGCUGAGGCGACUGCUGCUGCUCCUACUGGGCUGUGCUGUGCAGUGUGAGGAGAAGGAGACGUUCAUUCAGCAGAUCCGGUCUCUGGACAUUGAGACGCAAGGAGCCAUUGCCAGCUGUAUCAAGCAGGUGACUCAGGAUCCUCGCAUGGUGCUGCCGCUGAGGUGGGAGGAGCUGGUGGAGUUUGAAGGAGCAGACUUACAGCUGGUGUUCAGUUCCAUGGCCAAACAAAUCCAAAGCUUGCUGACACAAAGAGACACACACCUGGAGAGGAUGGCAGAGCUGUGUCGGGAGCGGGAGGUCCAGUCUGACUCAACCACGGUGCCCCUGGGUGGUCACAGUGAGGAGCCACCCCAAGGUCUGGCGCUCCAGCUGGCAGACAGCAAGGCCAAACUUCGGCGCCUUAAACAACUACUGGAAGAUAAAGGUGAUCAGAUAUUGGAUUACAACAUGGAGAUUCAAACCAUGGAGGAACAGCUCAUGAAAUUUCAGAAAGAGAACCGCUCUCUGCAGGGAGAGGUGAGGGGCAUGCGUGCACUGCGGGAUGAGCUGGACUGCGCCCGAGAGCGAGCUGCACGGGCCGAACAGCUCCAGACUGAGCUUCAGAGCUGUAAACACAGAUUGCGCAGCCUGGAGCUCACACGCACUCAGCUGAAGGAGCAGCAGCAGCUGUGUGUGGCGCUGCAGGAGACCAAAGUUCUUCUGGAGGAACAGCUGGCAAACGCACGGGCUCGCUGCUCCUCGCUAAGGGAGCUCGAGAGGGACAAUCUUCUGCUGCGUCAGAAAAUCAUAGAUGUGGAAGCGGAGAGAGACACCGAGAGGCAGCAAGUUGAUGAACUGCUGGAGAUGAACAUGAGCCUCGAGGCGAACCUUAGGCACAGCAGCGACGGAGCCAGCAAUCCUGCUCCGAUACACCAACAUUUCCUCCAAUCAGAACUGGACUCUGACGAUGAGCUGAGCGACUUGAUUGUUUCAGAUCAGAGGCCGCUGAGCGUGGAGGUUGGCGAGGCCUCGACGCUGAUGCUGCUCGGAGCCGAGCAGGAGAACGCAGAGCUGAGGAGACGACUGGAGGAGCUGCAGGCCCAACAAGAGGCGGACUCUCCAGAUGCAAAAGAUGAACUAGUGAGCCUGGAGACGGAGCACCAGAGCACACUCAGAGAGUUUCAAAACAUGAAGAAUGAAAAUGCCACUUUGAAGCAGCGCCUUGAAUUGUUGGUGACCAAACUACAACAUCUAGAAGACCAGAGGAAGGAGGAAGGAGAGAAGGAGCCAGACAGAAAGGAGGAAGAGGAGAGAGGAGUCCAGGGAUCUGAAUCCUGCAGGGAAGAAGGGGAAGGAAGGGUGAGGAUGACAGGGGUGAGGGAGAGAAGAGGAGAAGUCAUUGGGAGUCAGAGGGAGGCAGGAGUUGGGGAAGAGAUUGUCAAUGUUGAAGUUGGAAAAGAAGAACCCUUCAAUGAGGAGGUUGAGUCCAAAUGGAGAGGAGAGGCAGAGGGAGGGCAGAAAGACAAAGAGAAAAAGGAGAAAGAAAGACAAAUAAAUAACGAACAAACCUCAGCAACAGCAAACUCAAAGAUCCCAAAUCACCCAAAAAGUGAAGAAGAUAAUACAGACACAACAGUUGCAGAUCAGGGUGUUUGUGCGCUGUCGGAUCCUGAUGCGGAGCUUCUCACAAAGCGGCUCCAGGAGGCCGAGGAGGAGGCCGAUAGGCAGGCGAUGGUGGCCCAGGAUCUGCGCUCAAAGCUGGGGGAGCAGAGCAGGAGAAGCUGGGAGGCUGAGCAGAGGCUGGUGGUACUAGAGGCCGAGCUGCAGCGUCUGAAGAGAGCGGCCGAGAGUCUGGGAGAUGCCCGCAGGCAGAUAGAGGUUCUUCAGUCGGAGGGUCUUGUUAUGGAGGAGGAACUGUGCCGCCUGCGGAGCCAAGCGGAGCUUCACAGCAUGCAGACCACGGUCAUUGCCACCCUGGAGGGGGAGCGGGCUGCACUGGAGAGAGACAUGGACACACUGCGUAGUACCAUGGACGCCCUGCGCACCGCACAUCGCAAGAGUGACCAGUUAGAGCUCACAAAUCAGACACUCCGGGCGGAGGUGGAACGACAGGGUCGCAGUUUGGAGACUUAUCGUCGUCGGGAGGAGGAGCUGGAGGCAGAACUGCGUGAGGCGACCCUGGAGGCCGAAUCGGUGGCACGGGCGCGAGACCAGGCACUGCUGGAGGCGACGAGGCUGGAGCAGGAGAAGGAGGUGUGUCAGGCGGAGCUGGACGGCCAACGUAAAGAGGGUAGGCAGAGAGAGAGGGAGGCAGCGAGGCUGAGGCAGCAGCUGGAGAGCACAACCCUCGCCCUGGAGCACAGCAACCAGAGAGCUCGGGCUCUGGACGGCGAACACAGGCGUGUGUGUCAGCAGCUGUCUGAAUCCAAGGAGCUCUGCACUCGGCUGCAGGACCUGGAGAAGGAGCUCAGCACUCGAUUAAGCAGCAUGGAGGAGAGUAAACAGCAGCUGCAGGAGCAGUACGCAGAUGCUCAGGCCAAGAUUAGUUCACUGUCCCAGGACCUAUCCAAUGAUCAGGCAAGUUCCCAAAAACUGUCUGCUGAAGUCAAGCGUCUGAGCCAGCAGCUACAAAAAGCAGAGGCCGAACUGAAGACGACAAACGAUUCGUUCAACAACUCACAGGAGAAAAUAGAGUCGCUCUCCCAGUGCCUUAAAAAAGGUGAAUCUCUUCUCCAGUUGGAAAAGACAAGAGGAAGUGCGGAAGUGGAAGCUACAUCUAAUUCAAAUUCAGACUCCUCAAACAAAACACAAAAUUGUCAGACCCAGGAGACGUCACAUCUGGAUCAAUCCCCAGCAGCUGGCAAAGGUUGUGACCUUUCCACGACCCGGGAUUUCACCACAGGAGAGAGGCAGCUGAGUGAGAGCCUGAUAGAACUGGAGAGAGAGAGAGCAGUGGCGGUUGCAGGCCGGGAGGCUUUGCUGUCGCGGCUGUCUGAAUCCCAGGAGGCGUGUGAGCACCUGAGGGAGCAGCUGGAGGCGCUGCGGCGGCACUGCCUCAGCCUGCAGGACUCAUGCACCAGUCUGCAGACACUCAACACCCAGCUACAGGUGGAGCAAGCAUCCCUGAGUUCCCAGCAUGCGGCAGUGCUGGCACGCUGCAGUGAGAGCGAGGCCCGUUGUGCGUCUCUAGAGGCCGAGGCCAAGGUGUGGGCGCGGGAGCGAGAGGAGUCGGUGGCCAGGAUGGAGGCGCUGCGGCGGGACCAUGAGAGGAUGACAGCUCUGCAGCAGCGGCAGGAGGUGGAGCUGGAGGAGCUGCUGGAGAAACAAUCUCAGCUGAGGAGCAACAACCGCAUCCUGGAGGCCCAGCACAGGGAGCUGGAGGCCAGGUACAAGGAGCUCCUGGAUGGUAAAACCCAGCUGGAGGAGAGAGAGCGGGAGAUGAAGAUGGAGAAAGAGGAGAUGGAAGCAGAGGCUCAGAGGAGAAUGGAGAGGGAGCGGGAGCUGGCAAGGCUGAAAGAAGACAACGAGAGGCUGCAGGUCCAGCUGAAGGAGGGGUUGGCGUCGCAGGCGGAGCUGCUGGCUCAGGGCUCGGAGCUGAGGGGGGAGCUGAGCGCCUCCCAGCUGGAGCGGACACGGCUGGAGGGGGAACUCAGCGGCCUGAGAGAAACCAACCAGAGCCUGGACCUCAGCAACGCCCGCCUCACCAGCCAAUAUCAGCUGUUGACCCAGUUGAAGGGGAACAUGGAGGAGGAAAACCGGCAGUUAGCAGAGCAGAACCAGGGUCUUCUGAAGGAGAACCGAUCCUUAAUGGAGCAGAGCCUGGAGCGCCGGGACCAGCACUACUCACAGCAGAGAGAAUACCAGGAGAAGCUCAGCGAGCUCCGUCGGGAGAAGCAGAAAUUGGUGGAGAAGAUUAUGGAUCAGUAUAGAGUCCUCGAGCCGAGCAUGCAACCUCCAGGCAGCAAAGCCAAGAAAUCUAACUGGAUUGCGGACAGGAUGAAGAAGCUAAUCAAACCACGGGGAGGAGGAAGAGAGGGACGCGCCCUCUUCACCGCCGCGGGCAGCGUGGAAAACCUGGCCGACAGCACUGAAUUUACAUCAGACACACACACACGUCACCCUGACCCCCGCAGUGCUCCCGUCUCUCCUUCUCCCCUGAGAAAGGCUCCGUCCCAGACAGAGCAGGACAUCUCGGCUCCCGGGACUCCAUCCAUGCGCUCUGGCUCCGGGGGCCGGCGUAAGCUGGGAUCCCGUCACGGGUGGGGGCUUGGAUUGUCAAGAGCAGGCUCUGGAGUCUCCCAAUCCUUCAGUCCUGGGGACCACAAAACACCGCCCCCCCUGCGGCUACACUCCGACCACAGCAGCUCCAGUGUCCUUUGGGAGGGACAGAGAGGCGAAAGAAACACAGACGCACGGCUGAGCAUUGAGGAGAGUGUCGAGGUGGAAGAAGGCAGAGACAAUCAACACUCCAGUGAUGACAGCGCAACGACCUGAGAGAGCCGACUCUCAAUAAAAGAAAAUAAUGUUGUUUGCUCCUGGCUAAUGUUUUGAUGCAGCUCUUUGUAUGUUUGACAUAUUUAAAUAUGAUAUAUUUCUAGUGAUUUUAAAUACAUGAAUAAAUACAUCCUUCUUUCA
Eleginops maclovinus (Patagonian blennie) is the source of this 5159-nucleotide messenger RNA. It is a transcript of the gene ccdc88b, whose product is annotated as coiled-coil domain containing 88B. Gene Ontology annotation, molecular function: microtubule binding; dynein light intermediate chain binding. NCBI's taxonomy places the organism in Eukaryota, Metazoa, Chordata, Actinopteri, Perciformes, Eleginopidae. Gene Ontology annotation, biological process: cytoskeleton-dependent intracellular transport; cytoplasmic microtubule organization. The record is from RefSeq and is a predicted model, not a curated record. Gene Ontology annotation, cellular component: centrosome; cytoplasm. Bases 141 to 5018 code for a protein of 1625 amino acids. The transcript has 28 exons.